Molecule: messenger RNA, 1530 nt
Organism: Polypterus senegalus (gray bichir)
Lineage: Eukaryota; Metazoa; Chordata; Cladistia; Polypteriformes; Polypteridae
Gene: med11
Product: mediator complex subunit 11
Exons: 6
Coding region: 240-584 (114 amino acids)
Biological process (GO): regulation of transcription by RNA polymerase II
Cellular component (GO): mediator complex
Molecular function (GO): transcription coregulator activity
Source: RefSeq, a predicted model, not a curated record
CGGCAGAUGGCAGUAAUGUACCUUGAAAAAUAAGUCAGCCAUUCCCGCUACGAGGAAAAGACGUCAUCGAACGAAGCUGCCGUAACUCUGACCGGAAGCGUGGAAUGAAAGCGUUAAGUGUACAAGAAGAGCGAAGAAAGCGCGGCUGCAAGUGGCUUUAAUGUCAUUCUGAGCUCCGUGGAUAAAGCAUCCUCAAGGCAUUGUGGGUUCUAUUGACACUGGUGCAAGAUCAAAUAAAUAUGGCAAAUGACCGUUUGCGAGCCCUGGAGGAGGUGGAGAAAGAGAUCGGCACCGUGUUGCAAUGUGCAGGUAACAUCAUACUGGAGCUGUCCAAGGAGAAACACAAUGCAAGCUUUUUGGAUCGUCAACUUUCCCAGUUCACAACCUCUGUGAACAGAGUGGAAACGGAGCUGUCCAAUCAGAUUAGGUAUUUGACACAGGUGGCAACAGGCCAACCACAUGAAGGUUCUACAUACUCUGCACGCAAGGACUGCCAAAUGGCACUGAAUCGAGUGGAUUAUGCACGUGUUAAAUUGGGAGAACUGGGAAGGACAUGUGAAAUUCUUCUGGACACUCAGACUUAAUCUGCCAUUGAUUAUACUGGUCAGUGAAUUCAGAAAAGUAGUGCUGACAUGUGCCAUUGAACACUUCUGCAGAUUGGGGAUUUUUGUUAUAGAUGAUAUAAACAACAUUUAAGCUUGAAAUUCAAUUCCAUUUUCAUCACUUGACUACAAACAUAAUCUAAGUUUCUGAGUCCUGCUUAAUCUGAUUCAGAGUCCUAUGGAGAUGAUGCCUUUCCAAGUGGCAUAAGGCAGUAAACAACCCAGAAAAUAUGCACCAGUCCAACACAGAGUCUUCUCGAGCAUGCAAACCAACACCUCUACAGAGUAUAUUUAGAGUCGCCGAUCAAAUAAACCCUCAUGAGUUUGGGAUGUGGAAGAAAAACCCAAUGCAAGCAAGAAACCAUGUGCAGCCUCCACAUGGACAAAGACCGGAUGCUGGAUUCAAACCAAUGAUGCUGAAUCUUUGAGGCAGGCACUUCUCACCAUUGUUCCACCUCUAACAUAAACAUAUUGCAAUGUCUUUUUUUUUUUAAAAAUAUACUAACACCUUUCCUGAGAGGCAUGGGGGUGAUGGUUGGAGAAUUUAAAUGUUAGCUUUUGCCAAAGGAUACUGAUGUAACCCAUCAGAACCACCAAUAUUUUUCACGCUGCAUCUCAUCUUGGCCUGAUGUAUGUAGGUAUCUUAUUCAGUCCUAAAGCUUUCAAUGAUGGUCUUGGUUCAUAAUUUCAGAUAUUCUUGCAAUAAUCAAAGUUAUUGGACAUCCAUGUACGUUAGCAUCAGUGUAUAAUCAUUCCUAACAUUUUCUUUUGCAUCUGUUAGUAGCCAUGUUUACUGGUUGUAGUACUUUAGACUGUUAUCAUAUGAUUAAGAAUAAGGUUUGUAGUUUUCUUCUGUUUUAGUGCUUGAUGGAUUUCAGUAAAUAUAUUAAGUGGAACAUUGUUUACUCAUAAAGGUCGAUUUAUGGUA